AUGCUCGAUUCCACAGUACUCGAUGGUAUUGGCUGGAAAGUUAGAGGUGAUUUUAUUGCGCCCGAAUCGCACAAGCGGGGGCCAUUUUUUCCUCGAUUCACACUAUUUAUAUCGAUGCUUCCUUUGCUAAUUAGGUACUGUUUCUUCUCACUCAAGCAAUGGCUUAGCGGAAAAUGGUUGUUCAUCAAUCCUUUUAAACAAAUGAAGCAUAAUAAGUAUACGGGCGUUCCAGUCGGAGGUAUUGGCUGUGGAUCAAUAGGUACAGAUUUUCGUGGUGCUUUCAACAAAUUCUCACUUAUACCGGGUGUAAAAGAGCAGUCAACAGAAAAUAUCAAAGCUAAUCAGUUUAUUCUCACAGUACACUCACCAGAUAGAACGGAGUGUAUUUAUCAGUCACUUCUUUCUACGGCCGACUUCUGUGAUUCCUCAUUAUCUGAGUGGCAUUCGCAAAUACGCGGUGAAGAUGUUAGAUACCGAGGUCUUUUCCCUCGCGCAUGGCGUGAAUUUCGGAUACCUGACCUUAACUUGACACUUAUUUGCGAGCAGAUCUCACCAGUUAUACCUCAUAAUUACGAAGUGAGUAUUUCAAUGAAAUUCUCUUCACGUAUCCAGUUGCUUGAAAUUAGCAGCUGGAAUUUUUUUGUGUUUUUCGACAUUUCUCAUUUGGCGCAAUCGUUUUCUGGGAUGUGCGACGACUUGGGGGAUCCACGAAUUGGGAGAAACUGCGACAAAGGAUCAGAUGGGAAAUAUUGA
Cooperia oncophora is the source of this 753-nucleotide messenger RNA. The record is from the annotation of a GenBank genome assembly. NCBI's taxonomy places the organism in Eukaryota, Metazoa, Nematoda, Chromadorea, Rhabditida, Trichostrongylidae.